Racocetra persica is the source of this 501-nucleotide messenger RNA. The record is from the annotation of a GenBank genome assembly. NCBI's taxonomy places the organism in Eukaryota, Fungi, Glomeromycota, Glomeromycetes, Diversisporales, Gigasporaceae.
AUGUUGGAUUCAUUCUUGAUGCCCACUAAUAUAUUGGACGUUGGGUUUGUUCUUAGUACUAAUAAUAUAUUGGAUGUUGGAUUCAUUCUUGACGUUAGAUUCAUUCUUGGUACCCACCAAUAUAUUGGAUAUUGGAUUCAUUCUUGGUACCCACUAAUACAUUGGACGUUGGAUUCUUGUUGUUCACUAAUAUAUUGGAUAUUGAAUUUAUUCUUGGUAUCUACUAAUAUAUUGGAUGUUGAGUUUGUUCUUGGUGUUAAUAAUAUAUUGGACAUUGGAUUCAUUCUUGACUCAUUCUUGGUGCCCACUAAUAUAUUGGAUAUUGGAUUCUUGUUGCCCACUAAUACAUUAGAUGUUGGAUUCAUUCUUGAUUUAUUCUUGGUGCCUACUAAUAUAUUAGACGUUGGGUUUGUUCUUGGUGCUAAUAAUAGAUUGACAUUAGAUUCAUUCUUGAUGUCUACUAAUAUAUUGAAUAUUGGAUUUGCUCUUGGUGCCCACUAA